Molecule: messenger RNA, 1794 nt
Organism: Solanum tuberosum (potato)
Lineage: Eukaryota; Viridiplantae; Streptophyta; Magnoliopsida; Solanales; Solanaceae
Product: pentatricopeptide repeat-containing protein At4g33990
Exons: 1
Coding region: 1-1794 (597 amino acids)
Biological process (GO): RNA modification
Molecular function (GO): protein binding; RNA binding
Source: RefSeq, a predicted model, not a curated record
AUGCCUAAACGUGAUGUUGUUACAUGGAAUAUCAUGAUUUCUGGAUAUAGUCAUAAUGGGUUUCCAAGAAAAUCAUUGCACUUGUAUAAUAAAAUGGUUUCUAAUGGUAUUAUAGAGAAUUCAUCCACUUUCUCCUCUAUAUUGACCAUAUCUGCUAAUGCAGGUUUGUUUAAACAAGGGGUUGAGAUUCAUAGCAGAGUUGUUGUUUUGGGAUGUAGUAUGAACUUAUAUGUUGCUAGUUCACUUGUUAAUAUGUAUAUAAAAAUGGGGUUUAUAGAUUUUGCUUUUAAAUUGUUUUAUGACUUACCUAAACGAAAUUUACCGAUAUGGAACUUGGUUUUACGCGGAAUUUGUGAAUUGGGUCGGUUGAGUGAGUUCUUAAGAUUGUAUAGUGAUAUGAAGAUGGAGAAUGUCGAGCCUAAUGGGGUUACGUUUUGUUAUUUGAUUCAUGGUUGUUGUAAAGAGAGACUUGUUGACAAGGGCAGGCAGCUGCAUUCCCAUGUGAUUAAGAAUGGAUGGUUAGAAUCAAAUAUUUUUUUAGCUAAUGUAUUGGUGGAUUUUUACUCUGCUUUUGGUAUUUUGGUUGAUGCCGAUAAAGCAUUUGAAUGUAUUCCACCUCAGGAUGUCAUUUCAUGGAAUUCAAUGGUUUCCGUUUAUGCUGCUAAUGAUUUGUUACAUGAAGCUGUUCGACUCUUUGAAGAGAUGAGAUUGUGGGACAAACAUCCCUCUGCUAUGUCGUUCGUGGCAUUGUUAAAUUUAUCAAGUCGCGGAAAGGAACUGCUAUUUGGAAAACAAAUACAUAAUUUUGUUAUAAAAGUGGGUAUUGAUUAUGGAAGUGUCCUCAUUCAGUCAGCUUUGAUUGAUAUGUAUGGGAAAAAUGAUGACGUUCAAAGUUCAAUUGAUGUAUUCCAGUGUUCACAUGAGAGAAGUCUCGAAUGUUGUAAUUCAAUGAUGACAUCUUUGCUGCAUCUUGGUUUCCUACAAGAUGUGUUUGAGCUUUUUAGUUGGAUGGUUUGUGAAAAUAUUGUGUUUGAUGAAGUGAGUUUGUCCUCAACAAUUAAGGCAUUAUCAUUGUAUUCCUCUCCUAGCUUGGAUAACUGUUGCUUGUUGCAUUGUUGUGCAAUAAAAUCAGGUUUUGAUUCUGAUAGUAUGGUCUUAUGUUCUCUGAUUGAUGCAUAUUCAAGAUCUGGACAGAUUAGAUUCUCUCAACAGAUUUUUGAAGCACUUCCCUCACCUAAUAUUUUCGGUUUCACUUCAAUAAUUAAUGCAUAUGCUCAGAAAGGAAUGGGAUAUGAAUGCCUUGCAGUGUUUGAAGAAAUGAUCCAAAGGGGUCUAAAACCAGAUAAAGUAACAUUCUUGUGUAUACUGUUGGGAUGCAACCAUUCAGGUCUAGUCGAAGAGGGGAAAAUGAUUUUUGAUUCUAUGAGAACUAUUCAUGAUGUCUAUCCAGACAGGAGGCAUUGUUCAUGUAUGGUGGAUCUUCUAGGCCGUGCAGGUCUAGUCAAUGAGGCAGAAGAGCUGCUAAUGCAUGCUUCAUCGGAAGGAGAUUCUGUCAUGUGGAGCUCACUUUUGCGAAGUUGCAGGAUUCAUCAAAAUGAGCAUGUUGGAAGAAGAGCAGCUAAAAGGUUAAUGGAUCUUGAGCCAGAGGAUCCUUCUUUUUGGUUACAGGCCUCAAAUUUUUAUUCUGAAAUUGGAGAAUUCGAAACUGCCAUAUACAUUCGAGAGGUUGCAGUGGCGAGGAAGAUGAGCAGAGAUAUUGGCUAUAGUUUAAUUCGGGUGCAUGAGUUCCAUUAA